AUGGACGAUACUCAACCGUCUGUCCCAGGGCCAAUUUUGCUGUCUUCAUGGCUCGGCGCGAAUUCGACUGAUUUGAAACCUCCGAUCAAUAAUAAGUGUUUAUACUCGGGCAAAGACUUCAUCUUGAUGGCUGUCGGGGGACCGAAUACAAGGAAUGACUAUCAUAGUGAGUUUGCUCCCAAGGAGUGGUUCUAUCAAAUCAAGGGCAACGUGCUGCUGAAAAUCAUCGACAACGGGCAAUUCCGAGACGUCAUGAUUCGCGAAGGGGAGACAUUUUUGGUCCCUGGGUAUACUCCCCACUCACCCCGGCGCUAUAAAGAUACAAUUGGCCUGGUAAUGGAACGAACACGCUCGCCGAAAUGCAUUGAUCGCAUCAGAUGGUAUUGUGAGAAUAAUGAGGCCCAUGGGGGUCGCCCCACAGUGAUACGGGAGGAGUCCUUUUACUGCGAGGAUAUCGAAACGCAGAUCAAGGAAGUCGUGAGGGAUUGGAUGAACAAUGAAGAAAGUCGGAAAUGUGGGCUAUGCGGGACGACUGCGCCAGCGCACUGA
Molecule: messenger RNA, 549 nt
Organism: Penicillium argentinense
Lineage: Eukaryota; Fungi; Ascomycota; Eurotiomycetes; Eurotiales; Aspergillaceae
Product: 3-hydroxyanthranilate 3,4-dioxygenase
Exons: 3
Coding region: 1-549 (182 amino acids)
Biological process (GO): 'de novo' NAD+ biosynthetic process from L-tryptophan; quinolinate metabolic process
Cellular component (GO): cytoplasm
Molecular function (GO): 3-hydroxyanthranilate 3,4-dioxygenase activity; iron ion binding
Source: RefSeq, a predicted model, not a curated record